CGGAGCCGCCCGCCCGCGUCCCUGGCCCCCGCGUCCCUGCCACCCCGCGUCCCUGGCCCCCGCGUCCCUGCCACCCCGAGUCCGCCGGUGUGUCCGGAGCGCUGCGCCGGCAUCAUGUUGGGCGUGAUCAAGAACUCGCUGUUCGGGAGCGUAGAGACGUGGCCGUGGCAGGUCUUGAGCAAAGGGGACAAGGAAGAAGUCUCCUACGAGGAAAGGGCCUGUGAAGGCGGGAAAUUUGCCACAGUGGAAGUGACAGAUAAGCCUGUGGAUGAGGCUCUACGAGAAGCAAUGCCAAAAGUCGUGAAGUAUGUGGGAGGCACCAAUGACAAGGGAAUUGGGAUGGGGAUGACAGUUCCCAUUUCCUUUGCCGUGUUCCCCGGUGAAGAUGGUUCUCUACAGAAGAAAUUGAAAGUCUGGUUCCGGAUUCCAAACCAGUUUCAGAGCAACCCGCCAGUUCCCAGUGAUGACAGCGUGAAAAUCGAAGAGAGAGAAGGCAUCACUGUCUAUUCCACGCAGUUCGGUGGUUACGCCAAGGAAGCCGACUACAUAGCCCACGCUGCCCAGCUGCGCACGGCCCUGGAGGGCACAGCCACUUACCGGAGUGACAUCUACUUCUGCACUGGGUAUGACCCUCCCAUGAAGCCCUACGGACGUCGCAAUGAGGUCUGGCUGGUGAAGACAUGAGUGGCUCAAUGAGCCGGCACUUCCUGGAUGUGCUUCCGUGUCCACUGCCUCGGGGGCAGCAGGGGGCGCUGCUCCACUGUGCACCCGCCCAACCAGCUUUCCUUCAAAGCCACUUACUGCCAAUGUUCUGAAAUCAGCUUGCUCCGUGUCCUCAAGCUCUUCUUCUCAUGGUGGGAAAUAAUUCAGCCAAGAUAGGCAGCAUUUCUCUGAUUGCUUUAGAAAAUUCUAUAGUAGACCAGAAACACCCCGGGAGCAUUUUCCCAGCUAUCUGGUCACUAAUAACUGAUUUUUUAAAAUUUAUUGAAUCUGUAUUUUUGCUAUUGAGGGGAAAAUGUGAUUUGUGUGUGAUCUUUCCUCUGUGAUUCUCAUAAGAACUUUGUCUAAAAAGAAAACGAAAAUAAAGAUCUUCGAGUUAAACAGCUGA
Messenger RNA from Equus quagga, 1108 nucleotides. RefSeq names its product heme binding protein 1 (gene HEBP1). The transcript is spliced from 4 exons. Lineage: Eukaryota; Metazoa; Chordata; Mammalia; Perissodactyla; Equidae. The coding region runs from base 115 to 684 and encodes 189 amino acids. The record is from RefSeq and is a predicted model, not a curated record.